AUGGUUUCUGAGCUUGAUUCUUCCUCACUUCAGGCAGAGCUAGAGCUCUCUCUAGAGGAGAGUCGGCAGAGUGCAAGAGCGGCUCAGGAGUCUCUGAGUGAAAAAGAGACGGAACUGAAAGAGCUGCGAUCGCAGAAAGCUUUAGACCAGGGACUGGUGUCCAAAGAAGACCAUGAGGCCCAGAGACUCUCCCUACAGGCUGAGAUCAAUACCCUGAUGGCCCAGUUAGCCGAUCUAGCACGCAAGCACGAGAAGACAUGCACUGAGGUGUUCCAGGUGCAGCGGGAGGCUUUAUUUAAUAAGAGCGAGCGUCAGGUGGCUGAAUCCCAGCUGGAGGCAGUUAAAAAGCAGCUGGCGGAUCUUCAGGCCGAGUCCACCCACAUUCAACAGCUGCACCAGGACAUCCAAGACUCGCAGGGGCUCAUCAAGGAGAAAGACCGCAAGAUCACAGAGUUGUCUAAGGAGGUUUUUCGUCUGAAGGAGGCUCUGGGGGCUUUGACUCCUCCACUGGCACGUUCUCCAUCGCCACCAUCCUCAGGGAUACCUGGACAACAGUUGGCACUGCAGAACCGUGUAACCUCAUUAACACAGCAACUCCAGGUGAGC
Molecule: messenger RNA, 606 nt
Organism: Sinocyclocheilus grahami
Lineage: Eukaryota; Metazoa; Chordata; Actinopteri; Cypriniformes; Cyprinidae
Product: ankyrin repeat domain-containing protein 24-like
Exons: 3
Molecular function (GO): actin binding
Source: RefSeq, a predicted model, not a curated record